AUCUGCGGGGACUCACGGACCCUCGCGCGCUUCACCCUGACGUGUGACGUAUCUGACGAGUCCUGCGUCAUCACGUCAGGUCUGAGGGUGGACGGAGUGAAGAGAUGUUUACACUCAGAACAUGCAUCAUUUACGACGUGUUGUUUUCUGUUCAGAUCCAACGCAUCGUUUCUACUGUUGGUACUUCAGGCGGAGUUUCAUUCUAAUACAUUUGUAGCUUCCUGUUACUUCAAUAAAAAUGUUAAACAUUUAAAUGAGUGUUUCUCGUUCCGCAGCACUUGUGUCAGUACUUUUACUGAGGUAUCUGUACUACUGUACAGUGUACUGCAUACGAGCAGUCAGAUAUCAACCACCCGAGACGAUCACCUCAGGUUUUAUUAAACUGAUCCUGCACCUAAAGACACUUCAUUCACUGCGCAUGCGCUCUGAAAAGCAUAUUUUAAUCUGACAAGAUGCGGUAUAAAUCAAAACGAAAACACUGAAAUAGUACCUCAUAUCAGUACUUAGUGUACUCAGUUGUGUUCCAUCACUGUUCUCUCCGGAGGGGGGCGCCACCUGACCUCCAUAUAACCCGGUCACUUACUGUGUGUGUGUGUCUCUGAAACCUGACCCCUGGUUGCCAUGGUGACCCGCUGUUGGACUCGGAGCAGCAGCUCGGCUCAGUGUGCGUCCUGUGCUCGGAGGUGGAGACUGUGGGGGCUUCUGGGGGGACGAUGCCCUGUUCUGGUCCUCCUCCGGCCCCUGCUGCCUGAGCCCCAGCCCUCCUGCGUCCCUCCAUCCGUGCCGCCAUGCCGAGCCGACAGAAGCAGCUCAUCUUCUCCAUCUCCGGCCUCUUCGGCUUCUCCUGCGCCCUGACGGCCGCGGUGGCCACCGGCCUGCCCUUCUGGCUCAGCGGGACCGUGCUGUGCCGGACCGGGGCCGAGCUGGUCAACGCGUCUGGACCGGAACUGGACAAGUUCCUGGGAGGCCUGAGCUACGGGCUCUUCCACGGCCAGCGGGUGAAGCAGUGCGGACUGGGAGGGAGGCCGUCCCGGUUCUCAUUCUUCCCAGACCUGCUGAGCGCCAUCCCAGCGGGCCUCCAUGUCACCGUCAUCUUCUUCUGUGGUGUGGUGAUCCUCUUCUCCUCGGUGGCCACGGGCUUCUUCUUCUUCAACGCCUUCGGCAGACCGUACGAGACGCUGCAGGGCCCCAUGGGACUUUACCUGUGGACCUUCAUCUGCUGUCUGUGUAGCUGUCUGGUGAUGAUUCUGUUUGCGUCCGAGGUGAAGCUCCGCCAUCUGUCCGAUCGGAUCGCCAACUUCAACGAGGUGAAUUUCGUCUUCCAGACGUACAGCGAGUGCUACGACCGCUGCUUCUGGCUCUUCUUCCUCAUCUUCCUCCUCCACGGACUCAACUUCCUGCUGAUCCGACUGGCAGGAAUACGGUUUCCCUUCCAGGAAACCAAAGAGUCCGACCUGAGUGGGGGUGCGGCAGACCUCAUGUACUGAGGACACCUGAAGUGUCUCUCAGGGACAAAAGACCCACAAUACUCAUCACUUCCUGUCUGAAAAACAGAGAGAAACUGGAUGUUGUUUAACAUAUUAGAAGAUUAGUCUACAACUAACGAGUAGUUUCAUUAUUGAUUAUUCCACAGAUUUUUUUUGAUCAGUCAAUUGAAGGUUUCAGCUAUAAAAUUUCAUAAAGGAGUGAAAAAUGUCCACAGUUGAAGGUGACGUCUUCUGACAUCGUGUUUUGUCCCAAAACCAGAGUGAGUUUAGUGUGAUACAAAACCACAGACUGUAUCUCAAGAUGGACGACAUGUAGCUCAAAAGUGAAGCCCAAACACCUGGACGCCCCCUGGUGGCUGGCUGCAGUACAGCUCAUAAGCCCCUCCCCCUCCAUGUUAGCAGAUGGGACAUGAGCCAAAAUGAAAACUCAAAGUACACAUCAGAUAAAUUUUUCCUGAAGAUGGUUUCUGUCACUUCAGGUCAUUCUUAUCAUUCUGGUGUUUGUUCAAGAGUUCAUUUUUCUGAACAGUUUGGUUUUAUUUAAAUUAGUUAUUUGGUAUAAAGAGGGGUUGAAACGCCAUGAUUGACAGCUGAGUGUUGCUCCUGAUUGGCUCAGAUGGGCGUAUGGGUGGGAGCCUCCUGAUCACUACUGCACAGACUCUGGCUCCAAAUGACGUCACCAGAUGGCAGCACUCGUAUCAGGGAUGUUCGGGCUUCACUUUUAUACAGUGGGAGGAAGUGACGCGUCGGCCAUCUUUACAUGUCAGCAUAUAAAACAAAGAAAGCGAGCAAAGAUUCACGCUUAAGAAGAACAGACACUGCUAUUAAAACCUGCCAUAUCUGAUCAAUCAAUAGCUAAUGCAGUCACUUUGACAAUAAAUACAUCAUUAUACAUUGUGAAAACUUUUUUAUAGACUUGAACGUAAAAUGGUUCUUUCACACUUUAAUAACAGAUUUGAAACCUUUAUUUUACCAUCAGUUUUACUGUUGUAUAUUUUUGUAGUCUGUCCAUGCUUGAUAUAUAAAAACAUGUUUUUUGGGAUGUUUUAUGCCUCAUGCAUGUCA
Molecule: messenger RNA, 2552 nt
Organism: Scatophagus argus
Lineage: Eukaryota; Metazoa; Chordata; Actinopteri; Scatophagidae
Gene: clrn1
Product: clarin 1
Exons: 3
Coding region: 789-1487 (232 amino acids)
Biological process (GO): sensory perception of sound; equilibrioception
Source: RefSeq, a predicted model, not a curated record